AAUUAGGACCAAAACCAGACCAAUUCAACAGGUCAUUGUGCGUUUUUGGACGCGCAGACUGUGAUAAUUCCAUUAAGGAGAGCCAAAGAAAUAGUGAAUACUGAUUGAUUCAACGUUUUUGAAGGGUCUCCGUCGACAAAUAUAAACAAGACAUUCUGCCACCACAACCACACAAGUUUCUCAGUCCUUAAUCUGUCCUUUUAUCAACCCUUGUUGUUAUGGUUUCUCCUUAGUAUUUGCAACCUUAAUAAUCAUCUCUUUUCUUCUCUCCCAACUUCUGUACCCAACUGGAGUUCUCUCUUCAAGUCAUUGUGUUUUUGCACUUCAAAACUCUUCCAAGGAAACUUGGGUGUGUAGUGCUUAAUCAUUUCACAAUCCCUUCAUUUUCAGUCUUGCACCCUUUUUUCUUUCCUCUGGUGUGAUGGAUCCGGCGGAGUUGCGCCGGGUUUUCCAAAUGUUCGAUAGGAAUGGAGACGGGAAGAUCACAAAGAAGGAACUAAAUGAUUCGCUAGGGAACUUGGGUAUCUACAUUCCUGAUAAAGACUUGAUCCAAAUGAUCGAAAAGAUAGACGUGAACGGGGACGGGUACGUGGACAUUGAUGAAUUCGGGGCGUUAUAUCAAACGAUAAUGGACGAGAGGGACGAAGAAGAGGACAUGAGGGAAGCAUUCAACGUGUUUGAUCAGAAUGGAGAUGGGUUUAUCACAGUUGAGGAAUUAAGGUCGGUUUUGGCUUCGCUGGGGCUCAAGCAAGGAAGAACGAUAGAGGAUUGUAAGAAGAUGAUAAACAAGGUUGAUGUCGAUGGAGAUGGAAUGGUUAACUUCAGGGAGUUUAAACAGAUGAUGAAAGGUGGUGGAUUUGCUGCCUUGAGUUCUAAAUAGCAGAGAUUUUAUUAAAUACUUGUUUGUUAUACAUACAACUCUUGUUUUUGGUAUAAUAGAUCCGAGGUGAUACCAAAAGGAAUGAUUAUGUGGAGUACGUUCCCUUUUAACAGAGGAAAUCUCCCAUUGUAAACAUUUCGUUUGAAAGAGCAUUACAUGUGCAUUGUCCUCUUUUUUUUUUUUUUAUAGUUUGGAAAUUCUAUGGUGUUUCUUUGCCUUUCCUGCA
Messenger RNA from Tripterygium wilfordii, 1106 nucleotides. Its product is annotated as calmodulin-like protein 3. Gene Ontology annotation, molecular function: calcium ion binding. The coding region runs from base 422 to 880 and encodes 152 amino acids. Lineage: Eukaryota; Viridiplantae; Streptophyta; Magnoliopsida; Celastrales; Celastraceae. The record is from RefSeq and is a predicted model, not a curated record. The transcript has a single exon.